AUGUGGGCAAUUGGUGCUUAUCCAGUAGGGUGUAAAGAUAGUAAAAUUGAAUUGGUUUUAUUUGUUCUUGCGAAUUCUGAUGAUUAUAAUUUGGAGACCUAUGCUAAAUUUGAGAAAUAUUUUCUUUACUCCGUUGGAGGUAAAAUUGUUCCUGGAGUUUAUGGUGGAAAAAAAAGACCAAAGAUAACCGUUUCUGUUUCAACUUGUAUAGGUAAUUUUAAUCAAGAUGAUAAAUUUGGUAAAUGUCCAUUAAAAGUUUUUUUUGUAGGAGUUCCUCAAGAGUUACCUUAUAUAGUAGAUAAUGAUAGAAAUGUUAUUUUUAAAUUUAUUAAUUUGAAGAGUUUAGUUCGUCUACUUAACUCGCUUGUUUUUGUUGUUAGACAGAUGGAAGUUUUUGAUAAUGAUUUUUAUGUGUACACAAAGGAUAUUAAUUAUGUCAAUACACAUUUUUCUCCUAAGCUGAGUACUUUUGAUAGUAGUAAUUCAAAUAAUUAUUCUGAUAUUUCUAAUAUGACUUGGGCACAACUUUUGUCUAUUUAUCAUAAUAUUAUUGGAAGUUUAAAAGAAACUUUAGAUGCUGAAUUAUUUUCUUCUAUAUCUUUACAUAUUGAAUGUUCUGAAGAUUUUAUUUCUGAUACUGAUAACAUUGAUAGUUGUGCUUUUAAGGUUGAUGAUGUUAUUGAUGUAGAUGAGGUAGUUCAGGAUGGUGAGAUUAAAAGUGUUGUUAAAAGAGAUAAAGAAUGA
Molecule: messenger RNA, 744 nt
Organism: Racocetra persica
Lineage: Eukaryota; Fungi; Glomeromycota; Glomeromycetes; Diversisporales; Gigasporaceae
Source: the annotation of a GenBank genome assembly